This is a messenger RNA of Diutina rugosa, 954 nucleotides long. It is a transcript of the gene OP4, whose product is annotated as Op4p. The record is from RefSeq and is a predicted model, not a curated record. The transcript has a single exon. Lineage: Eukaryota; Fungi; Ascomycota; Pichiomycetes; Serinales; Debaryomycetaceae. The coding region runs from base 1 to 954 and encodes 317 amino acids.
AUGAAGGUAUCUGGUGCUACUUCGUUCGCUACUUUGACCGCUUUGGCGGCGGCGGCGCUGGUUGCGUCGCCUCAAGCUGAAGCGGUUGUGGGUCGUGACAACAACGUCGAUUGGAGCUCUAUCCUUGCUCAAAGCACCGCUGCCUGGAGCCAGAUUCAACUGCAGUUACCACCUGAAGUUCUGUCCCAAUUGAACGGCUUCAUCGGCAAGGCCAUCAGUGCUUAUAGCGCUGCUCAACACAAGCGUGAGGUGCCGAACGUCGACUGGAGUUCCAUUCUUGCGCAAGGUACAGCGGCUUGGAGUCAAAUCCAACUGCAAUUACCUCCUGAUGUCCAGUCACAGUUGAACGGUCUCGUUGGUCAAGCUGUCAGUGCUUACCAUGCCGCUCAACAAAAACGGGAAGUCCCUCUCGCUGAGCGUGAUUACCAAGUUAAUUGGGGCGCGAUUCUUGCCCAAGGCACGGCCGCCUGGAGCCAAUUGCUGGCCAAGUUGCUGGAUCACCCUGAACUUCAGGCUCAAGUAAACGGGUUUAUCUCCAAAGCCAUCAGCGCUUAUGGUGACGCUACCUCCUCUCAACAAAAGAGAGAAGUGAUGGAAUUGGCUGUACGUGAUUUCAGCGACAUCCUUAACACUAUCAUUAACUUGCUUCAACCCAUUGUCAGCAAAAUCUUGUCCCUGGUGGACUGGAAUCUGGUAAUUGUGCAAGGGGGUACUUACUUGGUCAAUGUUGUCGAACAAGUGUAUGAAUGGGCGAAGCUGCUGGGAGCUUUGGACAAGUUCACCUCGUGGUUGUGGAGCAACCUCGGUAGCAUUUUGAGUACUUUGAUUCAGUGGGUGCUUCCUGCUCUCUUCGGGGGGUCCAGCUCCACUACUGGUAACACCGGUGCUACCACCACCACUGUGGCUGCUGCUGCUACCACUACUGCUCAACACGCGAAGCGGAUGAUGUAUUAA